This is a messenger RNA of Sciurus carolinensis (gray squirrel), 3669 nucleotides long. It is a transcript of the gene Bmp6, whose product is annotated as bone morphogenetic protein 6. Gene Ontology annotation, molecular function: growth factor activity; cytokine activity. The record is from RefSeq and is a predicted model, not a curated record. Gene Ontology annotation, biological process: SMAD protein signal transduction. The coding region runs from base 840 to 2360 and encodes 506 amino acids. Gene Ontology annotation, cellular component: extracellular region. The transcript is spliced from 7 exons. NCBI's taxonomy places the organism in Eukaryota, Metazoa, Chordata, Mammalia, Rodentia, Sciuridae.
UAGACGCGCAGCAGAAAGCCCACGUUGGCCGCUGCGGGGAGCGCAGCUCAGGGAGGCGGGAGACUGCGAAUUCCGGCGCCGACGUCGCAGCAGCCGCUCCCCGCGCGGGUCUCCGUCCCUCCUGUCCCCUCGGCCAGCGGGGUUUUCUGGGCAACUGGGAGAACACGGAACGGAAAGCAAGAUCCUCGCCGCCUCCGCUUGGGGAGGCGCGCGAUUUUGAGGGGGAGAGACAGUGCCCAGGGCGGAGGGGCGCGGAGUUUGUGAACAAGAAGGAAGUUAAGCCUCGCGGAGAAGACUGGCGUUUCGGGACGCCUUGUCGUCACAGCCUGGGCCCGGCGGCGGGGUAAACUUCACCGUGGCCCUGCGAACCGGAGAGGGGCGUGCUCGGGGGAUGAUGCGGGACAUCGUCCCCAGCUCGUGAGAGGACCCGCUUCCCCGCCGCCCCGGGUCCUGUUCGGCCACAGCUCCGGAGGGCGCGGGGCAGCGCACGUGUGCGGGCGGCGAGGCCCGGCAGUGACCGCGCCGUGACCCGCCCAGGGGCGCGGGCGCCGGUUGCAGUGCAAUACUGACUUGGACACACCUGGCCUGGACUUGCGCCUCUAGAGACCUGCGCGGAGUGCGGGGCUCUAGCGAUCGCUCCUUCCCCUUCCCUCCAGCCUGGGUUACUGGGGGCUCCCCGGACGACCAUGAGAGAUAAGGACUGAAGGCCAGGAAGAGGAAGCGAGUCCGUUGAGAGGUGGCGGGGGCUGUUCUCGCCAAGGGCCACAGCGGCCGCUCUCCGGCCUCGCACAGCCGCUCGACGCCUGCGGGGCCCGCGGAGGCGGCCCGGCGGGGCGGGGAUGCCGGGGCUGGGGCGGAGGGCGCAGUGGCUGUGCUGGUGGUGGGGGCUGCUGUGCAGCUGCUGCGGGCCCCCGCCACUGCGGUCGCCCUUGUCGGCAGCGGCGGCGGCCGCUGCCGGGGAUCAACUGCCAGGGGACGGCGGGAGCCCUGUCCGCGCAGAGCAGCAGCCGCCACCGCCGCAGUCCUCCUCCGGCUUCCUUUACCGGCGGCUCAAGACGCACGAGAAACGUGAGAUGCAGAAGGAGAUCCUGUCGGUGCUGGGGCUGCCACACCGCCCCCGGCCCCUGCACGGCCUUCAGCAGCCACAGCCCCCAGCGCUCCCGCAGCAGCAGACGCCUCGCGGGGAGCCACCUCCAGGACGGCUAAAGUCUGCGCCCCUAUUCAUGCUGGAUCUGUACAACGCCCUUUCUGCAGACGAUGAUGAGGAUGGGGCGUCGGAGGGGCACAGGCGGCAUCCCGGGCCCCACGGAGGGGCCAGCUUGUCCGGGAUCGGACAACCGUCUGCCAGCGCAGCACACACCCUCAACCACAAGAGCCUCUUGGCCCCUGGACCUGGCGGCGGCGGCGCGUCCCCACUGACUAGUGCGCAGGACAGCGCCUUCCUCAACGACGCCGACAUGGUCAUGAGCUUUGUGAACCUGGUGGAGUACGACAAGGAGUUCUCCCCUCGCCAGCGACACCACAAAGAGUUCAAGUUCAACCUAUCCCAGAUUCCUGAGGGUGAGGCUGUGACGGCUGCAGAAUUCCGCAUCUACAAGGACUGUGUUGUGGGCAGUUUUAAAAACCAAACUUUUCUUAUCAGCAUUUACCAAGUCUUACAGGAGCAUCAGCACAGGGACUCUGACCUAUUUUUGUUGGACACCCGUGUUGUGUGGGCCUCAGAAGAAGGCUGGCUGGAAUUUGACAUCACGGCCACCAGCAAUCUGUGGCUGGUGACACCACAGCAUAACAUGGGGCUUCAGCUGAGUGUGGUGACUCGGGAUGGACUCCACAUCAACCCCCGUGCUGCUGGCCUGGUGGGCAGAGAUGGCCCUUACGACAAGCAGCCCUUCAUGGUGGCCUUCUUCAAAGUGAGUGAGGUCCACGUGCGCUCCAUCAGGUCAGCCUCUGGCCGGCGCCGGCAACAGAGUCGAAAUCGCUCCACCUCGUCCCAGGAUGUGUCCCGGGUCUCCAGCGCUUCAGAUUACAACAGCAGUGAAUUAAAAACAGCCUGCAGGAAGCAUGAGCUUUAUGUGAGCUUCCAAGACCUGGGAUGGCAGGACUGGAUCAUCGCCCCCAAGGGCUAUGCCGCCAAUUACUGUGAUGGAGAAUGCUCCUUCCCACUCAACGCACACAUGAACGCCACCAACCACGCCAUCGUUCAGACCCUGGUUCACCUUAUGAAUCCUGAGUAUGUCCCCAAACCCUGCUGUGCACCAACUAAACUAAAUGCCAUCUCAGUUCUUUACUUUGAUGACAACUCCAAUGUCAUCUUGAAAAAAUACAGGAACAUGGUCGUAAGAGCUUGCGGAUGCCAUUAACUCAAAGCCAGCUGCCACGUGCACAGAGCCCAGCUGGGAUCCUGGAUUACGUCUGCCUUAAAAACGCGAAGCAGCGCAGUGGGAGCGGGAAGCCGAGACUGUGACCCCAUCCCACGCUGGUGCCUUACUGCUCUGGGAAGAUUUUAAAAGGACAAUAAUAAUCCGCUCACUUCGUAAGUGCCGUGAGUCGUGGUUGGUCUGUAGGAAGCUGAGUCUGUGUUUGCAGCAUGAGGUCUGACAUCGCAGACACCCAACUGUGGAAAGGUGCCCCCCCUCAAAGAAGAAGACCCACCCAGAUUAGUGUUAGCUUUAGGUGGUGGGUGUCAGUGAGUAAAUAGGAGAAAGAAAACUAUGAAGGAGUAGGAGUACUCUUGGCUCAAGUAUUAUUAUGUGUCAAAGGUAGAUUUCACAGACGUCAUAGAAAUUGAGGGGGGAGGCCUGUCGUCUUAGAUCUCCAUCCCAGGAAGGCCAUUUUCAUAUAGGAUUAGCAGCCAGGAUGGUGACCAGGGCUCCACAGAGGUCUCCGCACACCCGCCCUCUCCCCUGUGCUAUAUUCUCACUAGAACCAAAAGUCCCUGCGUCAGCCUUUGAGGUGAGGCCACAAGUGGAGGCCAGGGGAGGCAUUCUCGGCGGCCUUCGUUUUAACCACAUCACAGCUGAAAGCAGUUCCGCACCUCUUCUUGAUCAGGCUGGCUCUUUGGAAAGCACAUUAACUUCAGGAACGCUGGCUCUCCCAUCCCAUCUCCUUCAUGAACGAGGAUCUUUGCCUCUCACUAUACGAAUACCAUGUUACCGGCCCAGAAGGGGAACCCCAGGAGGAAGGGGCGCCUGACUUUAAGAAUGGGUGUGUGGAGAUGGGCCUGCUGUUGAUGAACAGAAAUCAGUUUCCUCUUGUAGAAAGUAAGACUCAGAUUAAAUCUUAGAAUAUUUUUUAAAUGUCUUUUUCACAAUCAUGUACUGGGAAACCAAUUUCAUACUAAACUGAUUAAAUAAUACAUUUAUAAUCUAUAACUGUUUGCACUUACAGCUUUUUUUGUAAAUAGAAACUAUAAUUUAUUGCCUAUUUUAUAUCCAUUCUGCUGUAACAUUUAAGGAAAGACCAGACUUUAAAAAAAAAAAAAAAAAAAAGUUUAUUUAGAAAGUAUAGUGUAAACAAAUUGUACCACUUUGAUUUUUUUUCUUUUAAUACAAGACUCAUAAUGCAAACCUGAAGCCACUCCUGGUGGCUGGGCUUCUCUAGAAAGUUGUUUUUGUUUUUUGAAGGACAUCUGUGAACCACACCUGAUGAAUAAAGAUUUCCUUUGAGGCA